This is a messenger RNA of Haliaeetus leucocephalus (bald eagle), 1449 nucleotides long. RefSeq names its product ankyrin repeat and SOCS box containing 16 (gene ASB16). Lineage: Eukaryota; Metazoa; Chordata; Aves; Accipitriformes; Accipitridae. The transcript has 6 exons. The record is from RefSeq and is a predicted model, not a curated record. Gene Ontology annotation, cellular component: ciliary inversin compartment. The coding region runs from base 1 to 1449 and encodes 482 amino acids. Gene Ontology annotation, biological process: protein localization to ciliary inversin compartment. Gene Ontology annotation, molecular function: protein binding.
AUGGCCCAGGAAACCUUCGCCUUCACCUCCUCCGCUCUGCGUUCACUGCAGCUCCAGCGAGAGCUGCUGGAGCAGGAGGAUCGCCGGCGAGCCCUGGCUUGGGAAUCAGCCACGCGACGGUUCCUGCCGGCGAGCCCCCGGCCCCCCCUGACCCCCCGCCGGCGGCCCCAGUACUGCCGGGACCCUGCUGUUCACAACGCCCUGUACACCGGGGACCUCCUGCGUGUCAAGAGCAUCUUUAAGGAUGAGACCACCGCCAACCUGAUCAUGGAGACGGUCAGCGAGGAGCUUGUGUGGUCGCCUGAGCAGGGGCUGUGGGUGCUGAGCCCCCGCCGGCAGCAGACCUCGGCCCUGCGCAUCGCCGCCGGCCGAGGCUACGGCGACUGUGCCCGGCACCUCGUGCUCCGGGGAGCGGAGGUGGACGCGGUGGUGGGGGGCCGGGCCCCCCUCCACGACAGCGUGGCCGCCCCCCGCCCCGAAUGCACCCGCCUGCUCCUGGCCUUCGGGGCCGACCCCAACGUGCUGAGCGCCGAGGGCUCGGCCCCGCUGCACCUCUGCACCGCGCCCGACAGCCUCCCGUGCGCGGAGCUGCUGCUGGCGCACGGGGCACGGGUGAACCUGGGGACGAGGGACCGGCAGCUGACGGCCCUGCACGUGGCGGCGCGGCAGGGGCUGGUGGCCCACGUGGAGCUGUACCUGCGACACGGCGCCGAUCCUGCCCGUCGCAGCCGCCAAGGCGAGACCCCCCUCAACGCCGCCUGCUCGGCCGCCGAGCGCCCCGAGGAUGCCGAGCGUUACUACCAGGUGGUCGAGCGGUUGUUGGCGGCCGGUGCCGAUCCCGGUGCCGCCGGCCGCAAGGAUCACACGCCGUUGCACAACGCCUGCGGUAACGGGCAAGCCAGGUUGGUGCGGCUGCUGUUGCGGCACGGGGCCGAUGCCACCGUCCCCAACUGCGCCGGUUACACCCCCAUGGACUGCGCCCUCCACGCCGUCGAGGAGUACCGGCACCAGCGCCCCGAGGAAACCAUCACCCUCCUCCUCAACCACGGCGCCGGCCCUGUCCACCCCAAGAUGCUCAAGUUCUGCUGCCGGCACCCGCCGGCGCUGGAGGUGGUUCUCAACGCCUACGACCGCAUUCCCCCUGCCGAGGGCUGGGUGGGGACCGUGCCCCCGGAGCUGUGGGAGGAGCACCGGGAUUUCUACGCCUCGGCAGUGCGCAUGGCAGGCCGGCCGCGCCGGCUGCAGCACCUGGCCCGCUGCGCCCUGGGCCCUGUCCCGCCCCCGCCGGGCUGCGCCCCUUCCCCACCGGGGCCGGUGUCGGCCAGGCAAGGGGCCGCUGCAGAAAGAACCGGGAAGGCUUUGACCGACGUUAACCGGGCUCCUCGCCCCGCUGCCGGCCGUCACUCUGCUCCCUUCCGGGAACGGAGCCGGUGCUCGGGGAUGGCGUGA